This is a messenger RNA of Verticillium alfalfae VaMs.102, 3120 nucleotides long. RefSeq lists its product as hypothetical. The coding region runs from base 1 to 3120 and encodes 1039 amino acids. The transcript has a single exon. The record is from RefSeq and is a predicted model, not a curated record. NCBI's taxonomy places the organism in Eukaryota, Fungi, Ascomycota, Sordariomycetes, Glomerellales, Plectosphaerellaceae.
AUGGGCACCUCCGCCGACACGGUGGUUCCCAAGAUCGGUCUACCUGACUCCCCGGCCCAGGCAAACUACUCGGUCGUCACCCGAGGGGCCAAGGUUGGGUUUGAAUGCGAUCUACUACCCAUUCAGAAUGCGACUCAAGUCAUGCUUCCAUGGUACAGUAUCAACGGCAUGUUCUGGACCAUCGAUGUCGCCACCCCAGAGUGCAACAUCAGUAGCGCUAUUGUCGCAGCCGGCCCCGACUCGAACCACUAUGUCCAGGAAAACGCGACUCAAAACUUCCAAGGCGUUAUGCAGGAUUAUACGUGCAACAACGGCGUCGAAUACAGCCGUUUGCACGAUAUGACUACCAAUUACACGGAAGAACAAGUGGUCAAUGCCAGCAUGCCACAUCGUGUGCUCCUGACCAUGGCCGAUCUGCGGUUUACGCCCAUGAAUCGUUCGCUCACACGGCCUGAGAGGAUCUACAUUCAAGAUUUCACAGCUGCAUUGUGCACCUACCACUACACCUUGGAUGAUUUUGAGGUUGAAUCACUUGUAGAGUUCGGCAGCAGAAAGCAGGCAGUCAUGCAAGCAACUCACCACCAAGGUGCACAUGAGCUAGAGAUUCCUGGUUUCCCGAAAAGCAUGCUUGGGAAGUCUGUGGAGUAUGCAACUCGGUUGUUAGAUGUCGGGACCGGCGGCAUAGAUUUUGUUCUAUCGACCCCCGUCACGUCGUUCUUCCGGCUUAUGACGAUCAAGCAAAACAGAACCACCAUCGGUGAUUUCAUGGACCCAGAUCUCCUGAUCUCGACAGCGUCAGACGUGUUCAAAGGUGUCGGUACACAGCUUCUUAGCACUAUGGCUUUGAAUCCUGCUAUUGCAUCGACUGAGAAGGGUUCUGUCGCUAUGGUGGAGGAUCGCCUGCACGUCACUGAGCUAUCUACGGCCUUUAUGUGUGCGUUCCUAUCUUUGGCCACAAUCCUUAGCCUUGCAGUGGUGUUUCUGCGUCCUUUGGAUGCGAUCCAUCGCGAACCCGGAUCCAUCACAGCAACAGCUGCAGUGCUGGCAUCAAGCCCGGGACUUGAAAAACUUCUGCUCGGUCUAGGAACCUCGUCGCAAGCUGCUAUUUGCAACAGGCUAUCAAGCUUCAACUUUCGGAGUUCCUACUAUUCAGGACCUGAGCCCGCCUUCGUUGUCGAAGCUUUGGACAGUGGACUUGCAUCCAUCGAAGAGAACAGGCGGGGCCAUCGCGACACGUGGUGGCGUCCCCUGGCUGGGAAAGCUUGGUUUCUUGUUCUCGUUAUCACCCUGUCACUUGCCAUGAUUGCUGCCCUGGAAGCUUUGCAACGAUCAUCAGAUAAGCGUGAUGGCCUCUUGGAUAUCAACGAGUCAGACUCGCUACUUUUUGCAACGUAUGUACCUGCUGCCGUGGCAAUCUGCCUUGCGGGUAUGUACUCAAGUUUCGGGUCGAUGGCGGCUACCUUUGCUCCGUACUCAAUCCUCAAGCAACGCAACGCCACCCCCGAGCGGUCGAUCACUCUUCGGCUCGUUGGGAAGCUGGCACCACAUGCGCUUCUAGAUGCACUCAAAACACGACAUUUCAGUGUCGCCAUCAUUCUCGCGGCGAACUUCGUUGGCGGCUUCUUGACGAUCGUAAUCUCAGGCCUUGACAGUGCCAUUCCAGUUAACGACACUCGACCCGUGAUGCUGCAGCAGACGGACGUCCUUGAUCUGUCGGCCGGCAAUAUCUCGCUUGAGGACAAUCAAGCGGCAGCAAUCACUUCGCUCAUAGAAUAUAUUGGCCUACCAAGUCCCCAGUGGACUUACGAAGACUUGGUUUUCAACACCAUGCAUCCGAUCAUGAGCCCCUCUACGCAGGACUUGUCACAUGAGCAACCACUUUCGGCCAUGCUUCAAGCUGUGAGACCUGAUCUAGACUGCUUCACCAUACCAUCGAAUGAUCGUCAUAUACAAGUGUACAGUUACACAAACGGCCUGACAGUGAUGCCAGGUAUGACUGAUGUAUACCCCGGUAGACCAGGAGAGCUCUUUGUCAAGGUAAACACAACUUUGAGGGCAGAAUGUUCACGGCCUCUCGCAAACUCUACUGCAGCUUCCAAAGACUGGCUCCAGUACUUUGUCAUUCCGGAUGACGAAUCUGUCACCCACGUGGGCAAAGCAUCCCUCCUUGGCUGGUUUGAUGACACAAAGAUUAUCACCUGGGGCGACGGAGCAACAGACACAAGCCCUGGAUCGGGAUCGGGCAUGGGCGUGGAGGGCAUCACGCUCGGGGACUCGGGGUGUCCGUCGAUGGCUUUUACACUGGGAACCAUACGGGCAGGACGAUCUGGACGUAGCGGGAAAGCAAGGCAGUUCGCUGUGGAGAGUGACCUUGCGACACUCGUGUGCUACCAAAGAGUGGAUCAAGUCGUGGCGAACGACACAUUCAGCGCACCUUCUAUGACCAUUGACACACUCGUCCCUCCCAUUCUUGACGAAUCAACAAGGAUAGUCCUGGCAGACCCGACCACGAACACCACGUCCUUCGCGUAUCCCAUCAACCGUCUCUUGCUCUCAAUCGCAAACUCGCUGACGGCCAAUACGACAGGAUUGGACAGCGUCGCGAGCCUGGAUGGUUUCAGUCGCGCUCUCCUUUCCGGACGCGGAGCGCAGCCGAUCGAGACGUUAGCCGGGGAAGCAAACGUGGACAACCUGCGCAAAGCGGCCACAAGGCUGUACAAGACGUACAUGGCCCAGGCCAUCUCGGCCAACAUGCGACGGGAUGCGGAGCUCUUGCCUGCGUACGAAGGGAGGCUGACCUCGAGUGCGAGGCGCAGGCUGCAGCAGAACAACGGACCAAAGAUUGCGCUGCAGGUCAUGCUGGGACUCAUGGUCGUAUGUAUCAUUGCAUCGCGCCUGUUGAUGGAUGUACGGACGGUGCUGCCGCAUGACCCCUGCUCUAUCGCGGGUGUCGCCACGUUGCUGGCUGGUAGUGAUAUGGUGACAAUGGUGGAGGGGUCAGAGUGGGAGGAUGACAAGGGCCUGGAGAGCCUCUUUCGGGGCAGAAGUUUUGGAUUGGACUGGUGGGGGAAAGGGGUUGGCCGGCGCUUCGGCAUAGAUGUUGAGUGUGAGGCUAUUUGA